This is a messenger RNA of Podarcis muralis (Common wall lizard), 455 nucleotides long. The record is from RefSeq and is a predicted model, not a curated record. Lineage: Eukaryota; Metazoa; Chordata; Lepidosauria; Squamata; Lacertidae.
UCCUCUGCCACAACUUUUGUUUGGCCACGGCCAGACAUACACCCAGCCUGGGGGUGUGUGUGUUCACUCUCUGGAUGACUAUAUAAGUGGACAGACGCCAGGCAGGGGAGCUAAGCUAGGAGCUCCUUUUGUAGAAGCAGGAGGAGGCAGAGACAGGAGGCGAGACCGAGGAAGGGCACUGCGGGGCUCCUGUGACGGGCAGCAUGGCAGAAGAUCUCCAGCUAGAAACAUGGGACCUGGAAUGCGAGCGCAACAAUCGGGAGCACCGGACCUCCGAGAACGGCAACGAGCGUCUGAUCGUGCGCAGGGGGCAGCCGUUCACCAUCACGCUGCACUUUUCCGGGAGGGAGUACCAGGAAGGCGUGGACCAGCUCACGUUCCACGUUGAGACAGGUGAGUCCUCCUUGAUGCUCCUAACACAUCGUCCUCCACCGUGCUGACUUCUGGACUUGGCU